AUGGCGUCGACUUUCUUGAAACGCCUUGUGCGUGGCUAUCAAGUGUUAUGCUUGAUACAAUGCGCCCAGUCAAUCCAACUCCCACGCAGCUACGACACGGUAUGGACAACGCAGAGCGCCGAUGCCUCGGGCUCGAUGCCGGUCGGUGGAGGGGAUGUUGGACUGAACUUGUGGGUUGAGUCGGGCGAGGUUCUCUUCUACAUCGCAAAAAGCGGUGCGUUUGACGAGAACAAUUCUCUGCUGAAGCUGGGUCGCGUGCGGCUGUCGUUUACCCCGAACCCGUUUUCGGCAAACGCGUCUGUGUUUGAACAGCGCCUCAACAUCAAUGACGGUUAUGCGACCAUCAGGGGCGACGAUUCCACCGAGAUUAAGAUCUGGGUCGACAUGGACACCUCCGCCAUCCACACAGAGGUCACAAGCGCAGUGCCCCUCAACCUGACUGCUGGGUUUGAGACAUGGCGUACGGAGGGCCAUCAAAUGGUCGUUGAUGAACAACAGCAAACGUCCUGGGGAGUGAACAGCGUCCCGGAACUUCCGCUUCCCUAUCAACGCCCAGACAACAUCAGCUAUACGUCCGGAGGUGUACUCAAUUACCACCAUAACGGAGAGACACCUCUAUUUGACUUCCAGGUUGUCCAGCAGAAUCUGACGUCAAUUGGACCCGAGUCUCUGUUCAAUCCAAUGAGAAACAAUACGUUUGGUACCUUUAUGGUGUCCCCCCAACUUCAACCUGACUCAAUCACUACCGGAAAAUACAUAAACACCAGCUACACGUCCUACAACCUGGCGUCGACUUCAGCUUCUAGAUCAUUCCAGCUUUACAUCGCUACAGGACAGGAGCAGACAACAAAUGUAGAGGAUUGGGCUUCGGAGUUGAUCAACAGCGCUUCGCAAAUUCCAACAGCCAGCCAGACCGACACAAUCGAAUGGUGGCACUCGUUUUGGGACCGGUCUUACAUCAUCAUCAACCCAGAUGCCCCGGCGACGGACUCGGGUUUCCAGGUCGGGAAGAACUAUCAGUACUUUCGGUAUAUGAUGGCAUGCAACGCCAAGGGCAAAUACCCGACUAGAUUCAACGGCGGGCUGUUCACGUUUGAUCCCAUCCUUGUACGCGGCCGGGAGAGCUUCACGCCUGACUACAGAAAAUGGUCUGGCGGUACGUUCACGGCCCAGAACCAGAGGCUUCUAUACUGGCCGCUUCUCAAAACCGGAGAUUUCGACAUCAUGGCUCAACAAUUCAAUUUCUACAGCAAUAUCUCGCCGACCAGCCGCAAGCUGGGGCAGCUGUACUUCGGCCUGGACGUCGGGUUCACGUCAGAGCAGAUUGACAACACGGGGUUGCCCAAUGUGUACGAGUACGAUGCUAACGCGUACGACGGCAACACGCGGACCUCCCUCUAUCCGCCAGGCGUCCUCUUCAAUGACUGGCUAAGCUGGCUCAGCGAUGCGGCAAACGAGUUCGCCGACAUGGUGCUGCAGGCGAACAUGUAUGGCGGUAUCGACGUGGCCCCCUGGAUCUCCUUCAUCGAGUAUCAGCUCGCGUGGUUCGACGAGUACUACCAGAAGCGGAACGGGCUGGAAGAGAACGGCACAUUGAUCAUCUACCCCGCUUCAGGGGCCGAGACUUACAAGCUGGCCCUGAAUCCCGCGUCGACCGUGUCGGGACUGCGCAAAACGAUUCGCGAUCUCUUGCAGAUCAACCCCAGCCUCGUCAAAGGAAACGCCUCGUACUACGAGAGUUACUUUGCCCGAGUCCCGGAAACACCGCUUCAUUCGUGUCCCGGUUCACCAGACCUCGUGUGUGUUGCGCCGGCUACGAACUACUCCUUCACGGAGAACAACGAGCCCACGGCGAUGUACGUGGUAUUUCCAUGGGGAGAAUACGGCCUUGGGCAGCCUACCAACUUGAGCUACGCCAUGCAUGCGUACUUCAACGACAGCCAGUCCGCAAGCUACAAUGGCACAUACGGCUGGAGGCAGGACCAGAUCUGGUUCGCUCGCAUGGGACUGACGGAACGCGCCGCCAGCAACACCAUCGACAGGUUCUCGGACAGCACCAAGUACCGGUUCCCGACCUUCAAGGGGCCAAACUACGACUGGUCCCCGGACAUGAACCACUACGGCAGCGCGUCGAUUGGGCUUCAAGAGAUGCUCAUGCAGACGUUCGCCAAGAACAACACACAGAUCCGUCUUCUGCCUGCCUGGCCGUCGGAAUGGACGGGGUACUUCAAGCUUCUAGCUCCGUUCCAGACGACGGUGGAGGCCAACAUCACGGGUCCCGCCUUGAGCGAUUUGAAAGUCACUCCUGCGUCGAGAGAGGCGGAUAUCGUCUAUGGGACCGCGUAA
Colletotrichum graminicola M1.001 is the source of this 2346-nucleotide messenger RNA. RefSeq lists its product as uncharacterized. The record is from RefSeq and is a predicted model, not a curated record. Gene Ontology annotation, biological process: carbohydrate metabolic process. Bases 1 to 2346 code for a protein of 781 amino acids. Lineage: Eukaryota; Fungi; Ascomycota; Sordariomycetes; Glomerellales; Glomerellaceae. The transcript is spliced from 7 exons.